Molecule: messenger RNA, 2538 nt
Organism: Zingiber officinale
Lineage: Eukaryota; Viridiplantae; Streptophyta; Magnoliopsida; Zingiberales; Zingiberaceae
Exons: 5
Coding region: 82-948 (288 amino acids)
Source: RefSeq, a predicted model, not a curated record
AUUUUAUGCACAAGAUCGGAUCAAUCUCCUGCUUUUCCUGUCCAUUUGAAUUCAAAACACUCGUCGUCUCCGCCGCCGCAGAUGUCCGCCGGCGUCCACUUUCCUAUGGACGAUCCUGACCUAGACGAUGCCGAGCUGUGGGCUGCGAUCGAAUCAGCCGCAUCUUCCAGGUCUCGGAAGCCGCUGCUUCCCCUCGGCCUCAUCGAGGGCUCGAAGCCGUUCAGAAACCCUAGGCCGAUCCGGAGGGCGGAAGAGUCCUCCAUUGUUCCGGUGGACGGGGAAGUCGUGGAGGAGGAUCUCUGGGACCAUCGCCGGCCCCAGAAGAUGCCGCGCUUCAUGGAAUCUAGUGCUGUGGAAGAGCGUACGAUGGUCGUGGUCCGGCACCCGCAGCGGACCCCAAUGAUGGCGGUGUCGUCUCCCACCUUUGCAUCUCCAGAUCCGUCAAAGUACGUGAAGAAGGCAAUGAUUCCAGUGGUGGAAAGCCCGCCGCCUGAGGGGUGGAACUGCGUGGAGAGGGAGAACAGGGAACCCAAUGUCGGUUUACAUGUGCCGUUCCCUUCAGUGUCUUCCUUUAAGAAAUACCAAAAUUCUGCCAUGGCGAUUUUAGAGAAAACUGAUUACACCGUGAUACAAGGACAUCCAUUUAUUAAGAAGUCAGGAUGGAGAAAAAUCUCAUUUUUCUUCAAUCUCUCAUUUGAGAUUAGGGACAAGUCGAUUGAGUUUGAUGAGAACAGGAAUGUUCAACGUGCUGAAUUCAUUGUUCGUGCAUAUAUGAAAUGCGGUAGGUUUGCAGACGGCUGGGGUUCAUGCGAGCGGCGUGAAAAGAAGUUUAUGAAGCCAAAUCAUGACAUUCCUAGUACAGCUGAAACCCGAGCUAAAAAUAAAGCUUGUCAGGAUCUUCUUGGAAUUGGAGAGUACCGACCAGGUGUUGAGAAUGGCAUUCGAUAGGCCAAACAACUUGUUUGACAACUCAAUGUUAUUUUUCCCUAACCCUUUCAAAUAUUAAAACAAUCGAAAACCAGGAUGGAAAUGAGAGAUACAGAAGGAAAAAUUGCUUUGUUGUUCGGAGUUAGGAAAAAUCCUCAAUUCUGUAUAAACAGGUGUUCUUCAUGCCUCUAACAUCAUAUACUGUAAUUUUCAUCUGCUCAUCAACACCUGCUAAAUUGUUUUCAAUUCCCAAGUAGCUCCAGAUUUGUUGUAACAUGCCGAGUGACCUAAUUGUAUCAUCUUUCACCCGUCUUUGGAAAAUUAGAUUGAUUGGUUCAACUGGUUCAAACGAAAAUAGAUCGCAAGCAACUGUUCUAAAAUAGAACGGAGCCUGUCAAAAUUAGUGAACAUAAGUCUUUCUUGUAAAAUUAGACUGAUAUAAUCAAUCGUACUCGCUAUAGGCAUAUGAGGAUUUACUGACCAAAUACAUGUUGGAUUGUGUUGAUCUUGAAUCCUUUAAUGAGCUUAGGUCAAUAACACAAGUUCACAUCCAAUAGGUCGAGCUCCUAACCUACCAAAAUAUAGUAGCUAUUUUAUACCAUUAUAGAAAUUUUCAUUUUCAUAAUUAAAUUGUUUUAUUAAAGUUAAACUAUAAGCACUCUAAGCCUAAAGAAAAAUUAUAUAUUUGAUCAGCUCUUCGAACCGAUAAUACAUUUUACUAUGAUAUUAUUGAUUAUAUUAUUGCAAGUCUAAAGAAUAUUAUUUCGAUCUAAGCAACUCAACAUCAAAUUUAAUGCAUUGAAUUUAAUGUGCGUGAUAUAUAUGUACAACACAGUCAUCGUAAAUUUGCAGAGGAUAAAACUUCAGGUUUAAUUUUAUCCUCUAAAUUUGCAGAUGAAUAAGUAAUGGGGAACCAGGGCAUAUAUAAUUACAAUAUAUAUGUUUUAAAUAUAUUAUUAUUAUUAUUAUUAUUAUAAUAGUUCCUAAAGAAAUAGGCUAAGGAAGGAAUCCCAUGGAGAUUUGAGUAAUCCUCAAUCAGCAUCAUAUCUGUUAUAGAUUUUCUUUUUAUAUAGAAAAACUACUCUAUAGAAAGUAGGAAUAUCUCCUAUGUACACAUUUUUAUAUAUAUUUUUUUUCUUCUUGUUAUAAUUACGUAUAUUAAACGGACAAGCAAUUCUUUGUACAAACAAAGAGGAACGUUGAUUGUUCCACGGGUAGGCGUAGUUGAGUUGGUAUAUAGUAAAUUUGUAUUUAUAGAUAAGAGUUUGAGUCGUAGGUAUAGCAAAUAAUUCUAUCAUUUAGGAAAUCGUUCAGUAUCUGAUUUAUCUUUCUUUAUUUCACGGUGAGACCAAUGACCAAGAACACUUGGAAGGAGUACUAUCACAUUUUGCAUCAAACGAGGAACGUUCACAGGAUCAGACUUUUGUAGGAACAAGAAGAACCAAAUCUGUGAGCAUCCGAGCUGCAAGCACUGGCUGCGUCGGACUCAAAGGGAAUUUUUAUUGGCCGUUCGACAACACAGUGCCCCCCAUGGAUAAAGUGCGUGUUUAUUUUCUGCUCUUUGUCUACUUGUGUCUUUUUGACUCGAAAGUGAUCAUGACCUCACAGAAA